CCUGUUUCUAGGAAGACCCUGAGCAAAGGAACAAGGGUACUUCAAAAUGACGACUAAAAAGUCGUUCGAAUUGGCUGACAUAUCCUUUGUUCUGCGCAGUGGGAGAAGGACAGCCAUUCGUGCUUGUCGGAUGUUCCUGCUGCAGUCCAUGCCUCGCGGGCAAAGUUUGUUUCCCUUCCGCGGCAAAUUUGUUGCUGGUCUAUGUGCCAAGCGCGAAGCACGAAGGGAGGGGGGAGGUGUGCCGAGGUCGAGGGAACGUUGCUUGGGUUUGUUGCAGAGGCACAGACACAUAUGUGCAUGUUCAUGCUAUGUGAUAUUGGGUUACGGUCGAACGCUGGGAAGUGUAGCGUGUUCGUUCAAUGGAGCAGCCGCAGUUGCAGUUGAGCUCAAUGCUGGGCUGUCGGUAGGAUCAGGGUCUCGAGGUGAUCGUCAGGGGGGCACAGGAUAUGGCCAUGGCCCACGGGCGAGUCCGGCGCAGAGGACGACGAGGGCGUCAAUUGCGGGGAUGAAGGAGGGGUGGGGAGCAGGGGCAGAGGCGCGGAUGAAGCCUUGGUUGUGGAUGUGGUUGUGGCAGCGGCUGUGGAUGCAAUGGAGACGGCGACAUGGUCGGCAGCGUGGUUGCAGUGGCAGUGGUGCGAGCAAGUGACGAUGAAGCGACGGGAGGGGGCCAUUCUUGUGUGUUGGGCGAGGUGAGGUGUGAUAAUGUUGGUCUGAAUGGUGUUGCUGAUGUUGUUGCUUUCGAUGCUGGUAGCGGUUGUGCUGAUGGU
Gamsiella multidivaricata is the source of this 767-nucleotide messenger RNA. RefSeq lists its product as uncharacterized. The record is from RefSeq and is a predicted model, not a curated record. Bases 47 to 646 code for a protein of 199 amino acids. The transcript has a single exon. NCBI's taxonomy places the organism in Eukaryota, Fungi, Mortierellomycota, Mortierellomycetes, Mortierellales, Mortierellaceae.